AUGGCAUCAAAAGAUCGCAACUCGAAACCUGCGUCCGCAGCAGUGAACUUGAUCGAUACCGUAAAAGUUCGCAUGCAACUUUCAAGGAAAGCCCGCGCACCCGGAGUUAAACCACGUGGAUUUAUUGCAACGGGCAAGGAGAUUGUGCGCAGAGAGACCGUCCUCGGCUUAUACAAGGGUCUCGGGGCAGUGUUGAGUGGGAUCAUACCGAAGAUGGCCAUUCGAUUCACCUCGUAUGGCUGGUACAAGCAAUUUCUUGCGGACAAGGAAACAGGAAAGCUGAGUAGCUCUCGGAAUAUGCUUGCCGGACUUGCCGCAGGCGUUACGGAAGCUGUGGCCGUCGUCACUCCGAUGGAAGUCAUCAAAAUCCGUCUGCAAGCUCAAAGCCACAGUUUGGCUGACCCACUUGACACCCCGAAAUACCGCAGCGCGCCACAUGCUCUCUUGGUGGUUUUGAGGGAGGAGGGAUUCGGCGCUCUGUAUCGCGGAGUGUCACUCACUGCUCUCCGACAGGGCACAAACCAGGCUGCGAACUUCACCGCAUACACAGAAUUGAAGAAGUUAUUGCAAGGAUGGCAACCACAGUACAAUGAACUGCCAUCCUAUCAAACUAUGGUCAUCGGUCUCAUUUCCGGUGCUAUGGGCCCAUUCUCCAACGCGCCCAUUGAUACGAUCAAAACCCGGUUGCAGCGCACACCGAGUGAGCCCGGGCAGUCGGCCAUGUCACGCAUUGUGUCCAUUUCCCGUGAUAUGUUCAAGCAAGAAGGUGCUAGAGCUUUCUAUAAGGGUAUCACGCCUCGAGUUAUGCGAGUGGCGCCCGGCCAGGCUGUCACUUUCACAGUGUACGAGUUCUUGAGAGAAAAGCUGGAAAAAUCCACCCUCCCCAUCGUGGGUGGAAAAUAUGAGGAAUAA
This is a messenger RNA of Uncinocarpus reesii 1704, 912 nucleotides long. RefSeq names its product succinate/fumarate transporter. The record is from RefSeq and is a predicted model, not a curated record. Bases 1 to 912 code for a protein of 303 amino acids. NCBI's taxonomy places the organism in Eukaryota, Fungi, Ascomycota, Eurotiomycetes, Onygenales, Onygenaceae. Gene Ontology annotation, biological process: succinate transport; fumarate transport. The transcript is spliced from 4 exons.